Aplysia californica (California sea hare) is the source of this 2450-nucleotide messenger RNA. Its product is annotated as vacuolar protein sorting-associated protein 4A. The record is from RefSeq and is a predicted model, not a curated record. Bases 433 to 1692 code for a protein of 419 amino acids. The transcript is spliced from 12 exons. Gene Ontology annotation, biological process: endosomal transport; vacuole organization. Gene Ontology annotation, molecular function: ATP binding; ATP hydrolysis activity. Lineage: Eukaryota; Metazoa; Mollusca; Gastropoda; Aplysiida; Aplysiidae.
AAUACGAAAGAAAUAUAAUUAGAGUGUUGCUAUUCCGUCAUAUGAUCGAACGAAACAUACUGUGGAUUAUCAUUAUUUUAGUUCAAGCAACGACGUAGAUGGGAUAACUUCGACAAAGUGCAGAGUACUAGAUCUAGAUAGAUUACUAUAGACAAAGACUAGAUCUAGAAAUCUAGAUUCUAGAUCUACUUUCAAAGACGUUUUCUCAGAGACAGAGACGCUGUGUAACCAGUAGUAGCGGAAGCAUGAAAGGCCAAUAUCUGGAUGUUAGUUUUGUUGUACAGUAUCAUAGCCCUAAUAUUAUGACGCCAAGUAUAACAAUUUUACAAACUUAACAAAGCCAUAUACAUCACCAAGAAGGCGACGGAGGAGGACAAAAAGAAAAACUACAAGGAAGCGCUGAGCUGCUACAAGAUUGCUGUGCAGUACUUUAUGCACGCCAUAAAGUAUGAAGCUUCAAGUGAAUCAGCCAAGGAAAGCAUUCGUUCAAAGUGCACAGAUUAUCUAAAAAGAGCAGAGAGAAUUCAGAGUUACCUGGACUGUAAAUCCAAAAGCAAAACGGCCGUCCCCAGCAGUUGUUCACAAGCAGAAUCGUCUGAUGCCGCCAAAGAUGCCGGAGAACCUAAGGAUGUUCCAGGAGGAACUCCUGAAAGGGCUGCACCCAAUGAUAACACAUACAAUGAUGACAAAGAGUUUUCCAAGUAUGAAGCCCAGAUAUCAGGAGCUAUCAUGAUGAUCCGGCCUAAUGUCAAAUGGUCAGAUAUUGCUGGUCUGGAGAAAGCGAAAGCAUCUUUGAAAGAAACAGUUAUUCUUCCUGUUAAAUUUCCUCAGUUGUUCACAGGUCAAAGAAAGCCCUACAAAGCUAUUCUUCUAUUUGGACCUCCAGGAACUGGGAAGUCCAAUUUGGCACAGGCCGUGGCAACCGAGGCCAACAACUCCACUUUUUUCUCCAUCUCAUCUGCCGAUAUAAUGUCAAAAUAUGUUGGAGAGAGUGAAAGGUUAGUGAAAUCACUGUUUCAAAUGGCCCGCAAGCACAAACCGAGUAUCAUCUUUGUCGAUGAAGUGGAUGCCCUGUGUGGGUCUCGGAAUGACAACGAAUCUGAGUCGGCUCGGAGAGUCAAGACGGAAUUCUUGGUCCAGAUGCAAGGUGUGGGUCACAACAACGACGGCAUUUUGGUCCUCGGGGCGACAAACAUUCCCUGGUCUCUGGACUCGGCUAUACGUAGAAGAUUUGAGAAAAGGAUUUAUAUCCCCCUCCCUGAGGCUGUACCGAGAGCUGACAUGUUCCAGAUACAUCUCGGAACAACACCUAACUCACUGAAAGACAAAGACUUUCAGAAGCUGGGGAAAAUUACUAAAGGGUACUCAGGUGCGGACAUUUGCACUGUGGUGAGAGAAGCUCUGAUGGAGCCAGUGAGGCGAGUACAGGAGGCCACGCAUUUCAAGAAAGUGACGGGGCCCUCACGGGAAAAUCCUGAAGUUACUGAUUCUGACCUUCUGACCCCUUGCUCAAGUUCUUCCAGGGGAGCAUUAGAAAUGAGCUGGGUGGAUGUGCCCACGGAGAAACUUCUAGAACCACAAGUAACAAUGGAGGACAUGUUGGCUGCUGUGGGGAACACGAAGCCAUCUGUCAACAGCCAGGACCUCAGCAACCUGGAAAAGUUUGCAGAUGACUUUGGAGUGAAGGGCUGAAAGAUGGGAAUAUUUAUUUUUGAAGAUUGUACGGCGAUAUUCCUUUCACUACUUUGUUGUCAUGAUACAUUCACUAUUCUACUUAUUCAUUAACUCACUUGAGCCUAUUGCCGUGUAUUUACAGGUUGCUCUGCCAGCCCAGUGGCCGAAUCCCAUGUAUUUAUGGGGUGCGCUUUAUCGAUCAAUGUCUCCGAUGUUUUCCGGUUACAAAAAAAGACUGAUUCAUUCAAAUGCAGGCCUGUGUCAUCUCAAUUGUUUGCCAAAAAGUUGUGUUGCAGUGUAGAGCUAGCAUACGGCAACUUUUGAUUCCAUAGACGAGCUCACAAUUCAUUAUGCAGAUCGACGUCAAGACUAACUUAUCAUUGUAAUAUUGAUCAGUUGCCUGGUGGAAAAAAGACUGACAUGUUUGUAUCUGCGACGUUCCACGCUCGCACCGAUGAUGCCCACCCGGACACGCACACACAGUCACACAUGUGCAGGCCGCCUAUCCGGCCCUAGCAAAUGUUAGAGUAGGCUCGUGGGCUUGCCAACUACGCAUGUGUUGGUAUGAAAGAAGGCCAUUGAUUGGUCGCAUGCAAUCGGCUAAGUGAGUAAUGGUUCACGAUGGGAACAGAUAAAGUUCGUUGUGGGAGAAAAAUUAGUGAAGCCACGUCUGUGGGGCCUGUUCACACUGGAAACGACCUCGCUGAAUACGAGCUUGCAGAUUUAAGUGUUCGUUAAAUCCAAGUUAUUAUCAUUGAUUUUAAAGAAGAAAAAAA